AGAACUCUCAGAAAGCUCAUCACAAAGCCAUGAUAGUUCCUCAUCCACUCAGGCAUCUCAGCAGCUAACCGCAACCGCUUCCAUUCUCUUCAGUUCUUUGCCAUCUUGUCCGCGACAAGUCACUUCACAUUCACUCUCUUUACAAGUCCAAGCAACUUGAAACGCAGCUACCUCACCAUGAAGUUCCUCAGCACUCUCGUUCUGGCCUCCACCGCCUUCGCCUACCCUACGAUCCCGCAGGAAGAAACUAAGCGACAGCUGGGCGGCACCGUCGGCAGCACGGCCAACGAGUUCAAGACUGGCGGAUGCAACGAUAUUAUCUUCGUUUGGGCGCGCGGCUCCACGGAGAUCGGCAACAUGGGCACCGUUGUGGGACCCCCUGUUGCCAACAACCUGAAGGCCGCCUUCCCGGGUAAGGUUGCUGUCCAGGGUGUUGCUUAUCCCGCUGGUCUGGACACCAACUUCCUCCCCGGUGGUGCUGACCCCGUUGGCAUCAACGAGAUGAAGAGCAUCCUCAGCGACAUCGCGAGCAAGUGUCCUACCGCCAUCGUCGUCACCGGAGGCUACUCUCAAGGUGCGGCCGUCAACCACCGCGCCAUCGAGAACGCGCCCGAUGCGCAAAAGACCCAGAUCGCCGGAGUGGUCACCUUCGGAGACACCCAGUUCCGCGCCGACAAUGGUCAGAUCCCCAACUUCCCCAAGGACAAGAUCAAGAUCAUCUGCGCCGCCAACCCGCGCGACACUGUCUGCGACGGAAACUUGAGCGCCGCCGUCCUGGCGCCUCACCUGUCAUACGGCGCCAACGCCAAGGAGGGCGCCGACUUCCUCAUUGCACAGAUCAAGAAGGUUCAGGCUUAAGGUCGACUUGCACCAUCUGCCAUGCUGAGACCCACAGGGGGCAGUGUCUCCUCGUUGAGAACGGUGUCCCGCGAUCAGAUUUGCUGAGUGGGCUGAUGGGAGUGGUUCCGCACAUAUCAUGAAAAAAUGGCUGGGUCCUCUUCUCGUUUUCCUUGCGACAUGAAGCUUCCGGAGGCUUCUGUACUUUUGUUUCUUUCCUGUCUGGCUUUGGCCAAGAUACGCGGUUGUUAGUCCUGCUUGAGUGCUG
Colletotrichum godetiae is the source of this 1105-nucleotide messenger RNA. Its product is annotated as cutinase-domain-containing protein. The transcript is spliced from 3 exons. Gene Ontology annotation, molecular function: cutinase activity. Gene Ontology annotation, cellular component: extracellular region. Gene Ontology annotation, biological process: carbohydrate catabolic process. Bases 178 to 858 code for a protein of 226 amino acids. The record is from RefSeq and is a predicted model, not a curated record. Lineage: Eukaryota; Fungi; Ascomycota; Sordariomycetes; Glomerellales; Glomerellaceae.